This is a messenger RNA of Colletotrichum graminicola M1.001, 507 nucleotides long. RefSeq lists its product as uncharacterized. The record is from RefSeq and is a predicted model, not a curated record. The transcript has 2 exons. Lineage: Eukaryota; Fungi; Ascomycota; Sordariomycetes; Glomerellales; Glomerellaceae. The coding region runs from base 1 to 507 and encodes 168 amino acids.
AUGUUUUCCAAGACCCUCGUCACCCUCGUCCUCGCCGCGGCCUCCGCCCUCGCGACCCCACUCUCGGCCCGCCAGUCCGCCCCGCCGCCGACCUCCUUCGCCCCCUCGGCGACCUUCGUCUACAACACCCGCAACGGCGCCAUCUACCCCUCCAACUACGGCGGCGUCGCCGCCGCUGGCAAGAAGUGCCAGCUCUGGUUCCUCCUCGACGGGCCCACCUCGGGCGUCUCGGACAGCCGCAAGCUCGACGUCUUCACCUCGACCAAGCCGGCUCCCGCCGGCGGCCCCGGCAACCAGCGCGACGCGAACCUCGGGCGCUGGUCCCUCCCCGCCGCCGCCGCUGGAGGCUGGGCGACCUGGGACGCGACGUACGGCGCCUACCUGACGGCGCCGACGGACUGCAAGGCGCCCGGAACCGUCGAGGGCUUCGAGCUCGUGGGCGUCUACGACAACGACUACGUCUCGUGGGACGCGCAGCUCUCGGGCGCGAGGAUCGCCUACUUUUGA